Messenger RNA from Folsomia candida, 564 nucleotides. RefSeq names its product cytochrome P450 4c3-like. NCBI's taxonomy places the organism in Eukaryota, Metazoa, Arthropoda, Collembola, Entomobryomorpha, Isotomidae. The record is from RefSeq and is a predicted model, not a curated record. Gene Ontology annotation, molecular function: iron ion binding; heme binding; monooxygenase activity. Bases 1 to 564 code for a protein of 187 amino acids. The transcript has 4 exons.
AUGACGAUUCGAGCUGGAAUUGCUGUGUGGGCCGUCGAUUCCACGGAUUCCGUCCUGUGCGAAACGUUCAUAUUGCUCGCACAAAAUCCCACCGUUCAAAAAAACGCGUAUGAAGAGGCUCGACGCGUCAUCGGAGACGACUACGACACGCCCAUGCGGUCCGAAGACGUCUCCAAGCUGACCUGCAUUACGAUGGUAUUGAAGGAAACGAUGCGACUUAUUCCCCCUGUUGCCGCCCUGGAAAGUCAUGGAGGAAAUGGAUUCCUAACUCUUCACCAUGAUCCGAAAGUAUUCCCGAAACCGGAACAAUUCAUUCCGGAGAGAUUCCUUCCAGAAAAUGUGCUUAAUCGGCAUCGCUGUUCGUACCUCCCAUUCAGCGCGUGGGAACGAAUUUGUAUCGGUGAAAAAUACGUCAUGCCCGAGAUGAAAUUUACCGUGGCGAAAAUACUGUACAAAUAUGAAAUAUUCACCAAGAUGGAGACAGAUGAAAGUCGUCUACAUGCCCUUUUCAAAAUUCAAGGACUGUUUAACGAUUCACUUGAAACGGAGAGUCCCAUAAUUUAA